AUGGCUUCCUUUCUAUCCAAUUCUGUCAGGUCACUGGUCCGCAAGGUCCCCAAUACCGCUACAGCGCAAGCUACUCGGUCUGUUACCACUCUUCAAGAGACUCUCAUGGCCCAAGUCCCAGGAAAGCAAGCUGAGUUGGCCAAAUUGAAGAAGGAACACGGCAGCCAUGUGAUUGGCGAAGUCACGAUCGACCAAUGUAUUGGUGGAGCACGUGGCAUCAAGGCAAUGUUGUGGGAAACUUCCAACUUGGAUCCAGAAGAGGGUAUUCGAUUCCGUGGCUUGACCAUUCCUGAUUGCCAAGCCGUUCUUCCUACUUAUUCUGGAGUCAAAGGCGAUGGCGAGCCUCUUUUGGAGUCUCUUCUGUGGUUGUUGUUGACCUCGGAAGUCCCAACCAAGGAACAAGUUGACAGUUUGACUGCUGAAUUGCACUCUCGUGCUGAACUCCCAGCUCACGUCAUUCCAUUGCUGAACUCCCUUCCCAAGGACAUGCACCCCAUGACACAAUUUUCCAUUGGUCUCAACGCUUGUCAAACGGAAUCCGUUUUCGCCAAGGCCUACAAUGAUGGUGUCCCCAAGACUGACUACCACGAAUACGUCUUGGAGGAUAUCCUCAGUGUCAUUGCCAAAUUGCCAGAAAUUGCUGCCAUUAUCUACCGCAAUGUCUACCACGACGGUGUCGUCAACAAGGACACUUCCUUGGAUUAUUCGGGAAACUUUUGCCGCAUGUUGGGUUACGACAAUCCUUCCUUUGAUGAACUCAUGCGUUUGUAUUUGUGCAUCCACACGGAUCAUGAGGGAGGAAACGCUUCGGCCCACACUACUCACUUGGUCGGAUCCACCUUGAGUGACCCCUACAUUUCCUACGCUGCUGGUUUGAAUGCCUUGGCAGGACCCCUUCACGGUUUGGCCAACCAAGAAGUUCUUCGAUGGAUCCAAGCUCUCAAGGACAAGUUUGAUGCUGAAGGCAAGGCCGUCAACGAAGAAACCAUUACCGAAUUUGCCUGGGAGACUUUGAACGCCAAGAAGGUCAUUCCUGGAUACGGACAUGCCGUCUUGAGAAAGACUGAUCCUCGUUACACUUGCCAACGGGAAUUUGCAUUGAAGCACAUGCCCGAUGACGAACUCUUCAAGGUCGUCGAAACCAUCUACCAAGUCAUGCCUGGUAUUUUGAAGGAACACGGAAAGGUUGCCAACCCUUACCCCAAUGUUGAUUCUCAUUCCGGUGUCUUGCUCUGGCAUUAUGGAUUCACCCAGUACCAAUACUACACUGUUCUGUUCGGAGUCAGUCGUGCUGUUGGUGGACUCUGCCAAUUGUACUGGGACCGUGCUUUGGGACUUCCUUUGGAACGCCCCAAGUCUGUCACUCCUGAAUGGUUGUGGUCGCAAGUCAAGAAGUAA
Cylindrotheca closterium is the source of this 1398-nucleotide messenger RNA. The record is from the annotation of a GenBank genome assembly. NCBI's taxonomy places the organism in Eukaryota, Bacillariophyta, Bacillariophyceae, Bacillariales, Bacillariaceae.